This is a messenger RNA of Eremothecium gossypii ATCC 10895, 1410 nucleotides long. It is a transcript of the gene SSL1, whose product is annotated as TFIIH/NER complex subunit SSL1. Gene Ontology annotation, biological process: regulation of transcription by RNA polymerase II; DNA-templated transcription; nucleotide-excision repair. Lineage: Eukaryota; Fungi; Ascomycota; Saccharomycetes; Saccharomycetales; Saccharomycetaceae. Gene Ontology annotation, cellular component: transcription factor TFIIH core complex; transcription factor TFIIH holo complex. The transcript has a single exon. The coding region runs from base 1 to 1410 and encodes 469 amino acids. Gene Ontology annotation, molecular function: zinc ion binding. The record is from RefSeq and is marked provisional.
AUGGAUUCCAGAAGUGCCAGUGAGUCAGACGAAGAUGCAAUUACUGCGGUUUCAGGAAAGCGGAAUCGGGAAGGCGUGCGGGUCAACCCUCAGGCCAGCGGGAAGAAGCAGGUGCGAAUAGCUGAUGAAGGCGAGGAAGAACAAGACGAGCAGGAGGACGAAGAGGAGGACGUGGACGAGGGCGCAGAGGGCAAGCGGAGAAAGAAGAAGAAGCUGAACAAAAACCUGCAGGGUGUGAACGGCGGAUAUGCAUGGGAAGACGAAAUCCAGCGAAGCUGGGACCUGGUUAAGGUGGACAACGAGGGGAACAUGGCCGCGCUGGUGGCGAGCAUCAUUGAGGCGCGCAAAAAGCGGUCUGCAAACAAGGACAUCACCCCCUACCAGCGCGGCAUCAUCCGGACGAUGAUCCUAGUGAUCGACUGCAGCGAGGCGAUGCUCGAGCGGGACCUGCGGCCCAACCGGCACGCUAUGACGGUGCAGUAUGCGAUUGACUUUGUGCACAACUUCUUCGACCAAAACCCAAUUUCCCAGCUGUGUAUUGUUGCCAUGCGGAACGGUAUGGCGCAGCUGGUCAGCCAGGUCAGCGGGAACCCGCAAGAGCAUAUCGAGGCGCUCAAGGCCGUCCGCAAGCAGGAGCCAAAGGGCAACCCGUCUUUGCAGAACGCGUUGGAGAUGGCUCGCGGACUGCUCCUGCACGUGCCGUCUCACUGCACGCGCGAGGUGCUGAUAGUGUUUGGCGCGCUGUCGUCCACGGACCCCGGCGACAUUCACCAGACCAUUGCCUCGCUUGCCAACGAGCACAUCCGCACCCGCGUCAUCGGCCUCUCCGCGCAGGUCGCCAUCUGCAAGGAGCUCUGCAAGCAGACAAACUACGGUGACAACUCCUACUACGGUGUGAUUCUGAACGAGACACACUUCAAAGACCUUUUUGCCGAAGCCGUCGUACCGCUACCCGUCAACAAGAUGAACAAGGGCUUCACCCUUGUAAAAAUGGGGUUCCCCACGCGCAUAUUCGAAGACACGCCCUCGUUCUGCACAUGCCACUCCCGUCUCGUGCACGGAGGCUAUUUCUGUCCGAACUGCAAGAGCAAGGUGUGCUCCCUGCCCAUUGUCUGCCCAUGCUGCGACCUAAUGCUCAUUCUCUCGACCCACCUUGCGCGCUCAUACCACCAUCUAAUGCCACUCAAGGUCUUCCAAGAACUUCCCGUUGACAUACAGUUUCCAACCGAGAACUGUUUCAGCUGUCAGAAGAAGUUUCCGAGGCUGCGGAACUACAAGACGCAAGAUCUACUCACAAGCUCGCGUUACCGCUGUGAAAACUGCAAGUGUGAUUUUUGCAUAGAUUGCGACGUUUUUGUGCACGAAAUUCUACACAACUGCCCAGGAUGCGAGUCCAAGGCUGUCUUGUAG